Necator americanus (New World hookworm) is the source of this 639-nucleotide messenger RNA. RefSeq lists its product as uncharacterized. The record is from RefSeq and is a predicted model, not a curated record. The transcript is spliced from 5 exons. Gene Ontology annotation, biological process: proteolysis. Bases 1 to 639 code for a protein of 212 amino acids. Lineage: Eukaryota; Metazoa; Nematoda; Chromadorea; Rhabditida; Ancylostomatidae. Gene Ontology annotation, molecular function: aspartic-type endopeptidase activity.
AUGCUGCACUCCUCGAACGAUCAAGUCUACUGCAUGUCAACGUUGUGGAUUCGCAAACGAGUCGAAAUCAGACUGGACAUUCGUGAACAAGAGAUGCCACGACUGCAGACGCUCUGGACACAAGCAAGCAUUCUGCAAAAAUUUCCGGGAGAAGAAGAAGCGGAAGCCGAAGCUGAAGCGGAAAGAGAAAAGAUUCAUGGGGAGACAGUACGCAUGCGUCUUGAUACUGGAGCGGAUGUAACAAUGCUGAGCACAGGAGACUGGACCGCCAUGGGUCGACCGAAGCUGCAACCAUCCCGUCUGACACUGAAGUCUGCCAACAACGAACCAAUCAACUUCCGGGGAUGCUACGAAUGCAACUUCAUCAUUGAUGAUCAUCUAGAAUAUGUGAAACCAGCUGAUGGUGUACUCCAACAACAUAUGGAUGCUCUUAUCGCUGGAAUAGAUGGAACCUCAGCCUAUCUUGACGACAUAUUUGUUACCAGUAGAACCAUUGGCCUACACAAUACUCGACUAAAGACGGAGAUCAGCUAUGUACCUUGGGUUCGUCAUCAACGCACAAGGACACGCCUCGAUCCAGAAAAGAUCAAAGCUAUCCAGAAGAUGCCCGCUACGAAGGAUUUCCGUAAAAAUUGUUGA